Emys orbicularis (European pond turtle) is the source of this 1845-nucleotide messenger RNA. It is a transcript of the gene SKP1, whose product is annotated as S-phase kinase associated protein 1. Bases 112 to 603 code for a protein of 163 amino acids. Gene Ontology annotation, biological process: SCF-dependent proteasomal ubiquitin-dependent protein catabolic process. NCBI's taxonomy places the organism in Eukaryota, Metazoa, Chordata, Testudines, Emydidae. Gene Ontology annotation, molecular function: cullin family protein binding. Gene Ontology annotation, cellular component: cytoplasm; nucleus. The record is from RefSeq and is a predicted model, not a curated record. The transcript has 6 exons.
CCGCCCCGCCCCGCGGUAUAAAAGGCGUCGCCGCAGUCAGGCCCUAGCUGCAGCUGCUGCCGCCGGGUCUCGGUCAGCGCGGAGGGACGUAGAGCCGGGCGCCGUCUCGCGAUGCCUUCAAUUAAACUACAGAGUUCAGAUGGAGAAAUUUUUGAAGUUGACGUUGAAAUUGCAAAGCAAUCUGUAACUAUCAAGACUAUGUUGGAAGAUCUGGGAAUGGAUGAUGAAGGAGAUGAUGACCCAGUUCCUCUUCCAAAUGUUAAUGCAGCUAUAUUAAAAAAGGUGAUCCAAUGGUGCACCCACCACAAGGAUGAUCCACCUCCCCCUGAGGACGAUGAGAACAAGGAAAAACGAACAGAUGACAUCCCUGUGUGGGACCAAGAAUUCCUGAAAGUAGACCAAGGAACACUUUUUGAACUUAUCCUGGCUGCAAAUUACUUAGACAUUAAAGGUUUGCUUGAUGUCACAUGCAAGACUGUUGCAAAUAUGAUUAAGGGGAAAACUCCAGAAGAAAUUCGCAAGACCUUCAAUAUCAAGAAUGACUUCACUGAAGAGGAAGAAGCACAGGUACGCAAAGAAAACCAGUGGUGUGAAGAGAAGUGAAGUUUUGUGCCUGACACUCUAACACUGUAAGGAUCGUUCCAAAUACUAGUUGCACUGCUCUGUUUAUAAUUGUUAAUAUUAGACAAAUGCAGCAGCAAAUGAAGUUGUAUUAGCAGGAUAUUGUUCCCUUUGCAUGUGUAGUGUGGUGGAUUUUUUUUUUUUUUUUUUUUUUUUUUGGGAGUACAGAUUUAAAUCCUAUGGUUGAGUUUUUACCAGUGUAAUCAGAUGUCUUUUUACUUUACCCUGCAAAGAAUAAAACUGAACUAAGCGUGGAUUCUGUAUGGAAAUAGCACUUCAGGCCAUCCUGUUCAUUACUGUUAACUGUCCAUGUCCAGUUACAAUGUUCUCUUGAGAUGUCAGAAUUUAGAUAAGCAUUUAAACUCCACUGUAAAUAAAACCACUUGCAAAUGUUUUCUGAAAUAGAAUUAACAAAGCAUAUUUUUAUUCAAAGAACAAAGGGUUUCUUGGGGAACCAGGCUGAGUGAAGAGUUGUUGAGUUUCCUCCAAACUUCUAAAUAUGAAGGAUAAUUCCCCUUGGAGUAAGUUAGUACUUGACACAGUUCUUAGUUGGUCACAGGCAAAUCCUUAGAAAUUACAAAAUCUCUUCAGUGGCUAGUACUUUCUAACCCUGUUUCAGUUUUGCCUGCAAAAGACCAGCCCUAGCACAAAUGUGGGUUUGGCAAAACCUGGGUCAGCUAGUUACAGUUAACCUGGAACUCUUUAGCCAUGUAUCUUAAGCCCUGCCUGUAGCUGGUACAAAACAAAAUCUGAACUGCUGUAGGCACAGGAGAGUUAGGAAUUUUAAUAGGAAAAGCUAAUUCCCAGUUUGACCAAAAAAGACUGACUUUACCAAAGUUAAACUUACUGAUCCAGCAUGUCAUUAGUAGCUGGCUUUAGGCAAUUCUAAACCCGCUUGUGAUGUAGCUUUAUUAAACAUGGCUUCAUGUGUCUGCAAGAAAUAUUUCACCUAUGUACUGUACACGAAAUCACAGCUUGUAGAUUCUUCAUUAUUGCAUACAAAACAAAGCUAAUGCUGUAUCUAGUGUGACUUCUUUUGGACAAAGCCACUUGCAACUAGUUAAACAGUAACUGGUUUUCUGACUUUUAUGGUUCCCUUAUAGGGAGUAGGAGAUGGAUGUGUACUAAACAUUUGAGGUGUGAUCUUAGCUUAUUGCAUUCCAUUUUCUGUAUAAACUUUAGACUAGAAUUAACCUUAAUAAAUAUACUUAUCUUCAUUUUAAA